Molecule: messenger RNA, 2067 nt
Organism: Closterium sp. NIES-65
Lineage: Eukaryota; Viridiplantae; Streptophyta; Zygnematophyceae; Desmidiales; Closteriaceae
Source: the annotation of a GenBank genome assembly
AUGUUCGCCAAAUUCCGCCAACAACAGCAGCAGCAGCAACAGCAACAGGGAGGGGAUUCAUCACCGUGGGAAUCAGAGGAACCGGAACCGACCGAGCUGAACCCGAGCAAGUGCGGGCAGCGGUUACUUCUUAGCAAGGACAAGCUAAGCGUCACGUACACGGGCAACGGCACGCACAACAACGACGUUGGUGCCAUCCAGGCGAAUCGCGCGGCGCCUAGCCAGCGCGCGAUCUACUACUUCGAGAUUGUCGUGAAGGACCGCGGCACGCGCGGGUGUGUGGCCGUUGGGUUCGCGGACGCGAGCUUUAAGACGUGCCGGCAGCCAGGGUGGGAGGCGAGCAGCUACGGGUACCACGGGGACAACGGCAAGGUGUAUCACAACAGCGGGCGCGGGGAGGCGUACGGGCCCGAGUUCACCACCAACGACGUGGUGGGCGCGGGCAUCAACUACGGCACACACGAGAUCUUCUUCACCAAGAACGGCAAGUCGUUGGGGCCGGCGUUUCGGGAUGUGAAGGGCGAGCUGUUCCCCACCAUUGGCCUGCACAGCCCCAAUGAGAGGGUGGAGGUCAACUUUGGUCAGAAACCUUUCCUCUUUGACGUUCAGGGUAUGGUGAUGGACGAGAGGACCAAGGUGCAGCGGUCCAUAGACCGCAUCCCCUUGUCGCCACACAUCACACACAGCAUAGUGCGCUCAUACCUGCUCUUUCAUGGCUAUGCUGACACGCUUGCUGCCCUCGAUGCUGCCAGCAAUCCGACUCCUGCCACAACCCCUGAUGCUGCUGCUGCUGCUGCUGCUGCUGGUGCAUGCGGGGUUGCAAACGGAGCCGUAGAGCCUGCUUCCCUGCUGCGACCGUCAGCAACUGCUGCUGCGGGUGGGGGAGAUGGAGUGGGAGGAGGGGGCGCAGAGGGGAGUGUGAGGGGGAGGGAGACGGCUUCUGGGCCUGAGCCCAUGGAAGUGGCACCAACAGGGAUGGACGCUGCUGCAGCAGCUGCUGCUGCUGGGGCUGCAGAUGGCGGUGCUGCAGGUGCAAAAGCUCCAGGCAACACGCUCUCAACGCAAGGAGCAGAAGCAGCAGCAGCAGCAGCAGCAGGGCGGGCAAGGGCGCCUAGUGUGGGCUCGCCUUCAUGGGACACUGUGCUAUCAGGCACGCUCGCCUUCCGAGCUCAAGUCAGACAGCUGAUACGAGCGGGGCACAUGGAUGCAGCACUGAACAAGCUCUUUGAAGUGCUGCCCCAGCUGCUGCAGAACGAUAGUGCAGGAGUCACGUUUCUUCUCCGAACCACCAAGUUUGCAGAGAUCGUUCGGUCGGGGUCGCUAGAAGCAGCGCUGGCGUAUGCGCGUUCGGAGCUCUCAGGGUUCCGAGGCCGCUCACCGGACCAAGACGCGCUACUGGAGGACUUUCUUGCGCUCUUGGCAUAUCCGGACGCCACCACCAGCCCCCUCGCGUACCUGUUGCACCCCUCGCAUCGAGACGCAGUAGCAGACCAAGUCAACACCGCAAUCCUCUCUGCCGCUGCUGCUUCGUCCACCCACUCCCUUCCCUCCCCUCCCUCCUUGCUCUCCCCGUCCGGCCCUCUUGAUAUGUCCGCGUCUGGUGCUGAUGCUGCCGCUGGUGCUGCUGCUGGUGGUGCUACUGGUGCUUCCGGUGCUGCUGGUAGUGCUGGGGAGGGUGCUGUUGACAAGGUUGCUUUGGACUCGAGGGAUUAUGCACUUGCCAUGUCAGACAGAGCCGGUAGCAGCAGCAAUGCGAGUGGGUCGUUGGCAGGGGCAGUGGGGAGAAUACCAGGUCAAGCGUGUGGUGAACGAGGAGAAGUGGUGGACGGGACGGGAGUCACGGGUCUGUUGCGUUGCCAGCAGGACGGCAGGGCGAGCUGUUCUGCCUGCAGCGCAUGCUGGGUGGAGGGAAGGAUGGAGGGGUGUGGUGAACGAGAGGAGGUGGUGGAAGUGCUGGAAAGGAAGGGAUGGGGUGGGGAGAGGAGCAGCCGGAAAGGGGUGGAAGGAGGAAAGGGAGACACCACAGGAGGCAGGGAAGAGGAAGAGCGGGUUGAAGAGAGGGGAUGA